Messenger RNA from Paramecium tetraurelia, 945 nucleotides. RefSeq lists its product as uncharacterized. The record is from RefSeq and is a predicted model, not a curated record. Lineage: Eukaryota; Ciliophora; Oligohymenophorea; Peniculida; Parameciidae. The transcript has 2 exons.
AUGUUUUAAGAAUUUACAACCUUAAUUAAUGGAAUGAGUAAUUAGAUUCCAAAAAAGAAUAUUGCUGAGGUCUAUAAACAUAAUAAGCAACGAUAAAUGAAUUUAGUGCAAAGGAAGAGUUGGGCUCCAUCAAUAAAAUACUCAAUGUUUUAAUCAAAUUAUGGGACAAAUGAUUAUCAAAUUGUAGCUCAAGAGAGUUCAGAUUCUGAGUCUAUUGUUUUUACACCUUCAUAAUAUCCAUCAUUACAUAAAGUUGCUUCUCAAAUUAUUAUGAUUUCAUAAUAUUCUCAGAUUCCGUGUUCAACCGUGUUAAAGGAUGGAUUAAAAUCUAAAUUGAUAAUUAAAAGCAUUGAAGAGAACAUUGACAUUCAAAAGGUAUAGGAAUUUGUAGAUAAGCUGCCUAUUAAGGGUUUUGUUUAAGAGAUCAAAUUAAUAUACUAUCAAUCAAAUCCAUGCUUAUUAUUUCAGUUGAAAACAGAUUAACCCUUAAUAGUUGCUAAUCAAUUUAUGAGCAAGCAAAAUCAGAAGCAAUCAAAAUCAACCUUUGGAUAUAAAUUCAGUUGUGCUUAAUUGGCUUAGAUGAAUGAUGAAUUUGCUGCAAUCAUAUUAAGAGGGUUAGACAAAACUAUCAGUACUAGUUAGAUCGAGAAGAUUAUUGCAUAUACUUUGAAGAUGGAGUAGAAGGAGUGUAUUAGAGAGACUCAGAAGCACAUAAUCGAAAUAGAUGAUGUGGGAUGCAUUACAAUUGUUCUUAAGGAUUUGGAAUAUUGUGAAAAGAUUGCUAUUGCAUUCAAUGGCACAAAUUUGAAUGGAUUAUAAAAAAAUAAAAUAUUAGUUAACGUUCAUCCUGAGUCUGUGAGGGUCCGUAGAAUCGAUUAUAGUGAAUCCAUUCAGAAAGGACUAUUACAAAAAAUAAUCAAGGUUAAUGAAGAGGAAAUGAAUUGA